AUGGGGAGCUCGCCCGUCCCCUUCUUCCCCACCACCAUGGUUCCCCCUCCCCCGUGUGGUUGCGGAGCGCCGCUGUACGCCCCCUGCAGCUUUUCCCCCGCCGCCACCUACCCACCUACUCCUUUCCCCGGCGGCUACUACCCAUCCCCUUUCCCCUUCUAUGGCGUCCCAUCUGCUUUCCCGUACGCCGCCAGCUACCCACACCCGCACCCACCUCUCGCCACCUCGUAUACGGCCGCUACAGACUCCUCUCCCGCCUCGGCGUACGACCUCUCUACCCUUCCCUCCACGGCCAACUCCUACCCCACUGCGUUCAGUUCGUUCCCCUCUGUAUCAUCUUACCAGAACCACCAGGCCACGAUCCCUAACCAAAUCGGCCUAAAGGAGCAGCCUGAGGCAACAUCGCUGCCCACCCCAGCGAUGCCUGAAUCAACAGCGUGGCUGCUGUCCAGGACUGGCGCGUAG
This is a messenger RNA of Lolium perenne, 465 nucleotides long. NCBI's taxonomy places the organism in Eukaryota, Viridiplantae, Streptophyta, Magnoliopsida, Poales, Poaceae. The record is from RefSeq and is a predicted model, not a curated record.